This is a messenger RNA of Anguilla anguilla (European eel), 3012 nucleotides long. Its product is annotated as integrator complex subunit 6-like. The record is from RefSeq and is a predicted model, not a curated record. The coding region runs from base 210 to 2900 and encodes 896 amino acids. Gene Ontology annotation, biological process: snRNA 3'-end processing. The transcript is spliced from 18 exons. NCBI's taxonomy places the organism in Eukaryota, Metazoa, Chordata, Actinopteri, Anguilliformes, Anguillidae. Gene Ontology annotation, cellular component: integrator complex.
UCUCUAUCAGCGCGAGCCCCAGCAGCGCUCAGUAAAGACAGAUAGAGAGUCAGGCGGCGGUAAGGGGUGGCUGUACGACCCUCUUUUGGGGGGGGUCUGAUUAUAAAAAUAUAUACACACAUAUAUACACGCCCAGGCCGCGAGAUAGGUCCUAUGCCGAUAUUAGGUCUUUUUAGUAAGCAUAUAGCUAUAUCUCUACAAUUAAAAAAAUGCCUAUUUUACUUUUCCUGAUAGACACGUCCGCUUCUAUGAAUCAGCGCACAUAUUUGGGUACGACGUAUCUGGACAUUGCUAAAGGCGCGGUUGAGAUCUUUAUGAAGCUGCGUGCCCGAGACCCGGCUAGUAGAGGCGACAGGUACAUGCUAGUUACAUUUGAUGAGCCACCAUACGGAGUUAAGGCGGGCUGGAAGGAGAACCACGCCACCUUCAUGAGCGAGCUGAAGAACCUGCAGGCCUCGGGCCUGACCACGCUGGGCCACGCCCUCCGCGCCGCCUUCGACCUGCUCAACCUCAACCGCCUCGUCUCCGGGAUCGACAACUACGGACAGGGCCGGAACCCCUUCUUCCUGGAGCCCUCUGUGAUCAUCACCAUCACCGACGGCAACAAGCUGACGCACACGUCCGGCGUGCCCGAUGAGCUGCACCUCCCGCUGAACUCGCCCCUGCCGGGCAGCGAGCUGACCAAGGAGCCGUUCCGCUGGGACCAGCGCCUGUUCGCCCUGGUGCUGCGUCUCCCGGGCGCGGCCGCGCUGGACAGCGAGCAGCUGGGCAGCGUGCCCACCGACGAGUCGGCCAUCACCCAGAUGUGCGAGGUCACCGGAGGCCGGUCCUAUUGUGUGCGCACCCAGAGGAUGCUCAAUCAGUGUCUGGAGUCUCUGGUGCAGAAGGUUCUGAGCGGCGUGGUCAUUAACUUUGAGAAAACGGGGCCUGAUCCGCCUCUGGUGGGCGAAGACGGACUGGCGGACCCGGCUCGGCCCGCGCCCCCCUUCGGCCCCCAGGCCUGGCACAGCUGCCACAAGCUCAUCUACGUGCGGCCCAACCCCAAGACCGGGGUGCCCGUGGGCCACUGGCCCGUCCCAGAAUCCUUCUGGCCCGACCAGAACUCCCCCACUCUGCCCCCACGCUCAGCCCAUCCCGUGGUUCGGUUCUCCUGUGUGGACUGCGAGCCCAUGGUGAUCGACAAACUGCCGUUUGACAAGUACGAGCUGGAGCCGUCCCCCCUCACGCAGUACGUCCUGGAGAGGAAGUCCCCGCACAUGUGCUGGCAGGUAUUUGUGAACAGCAGCGGGAAGCACAACGACCUUGGCCAGCCCUUCGGCUACCUGAAGGCCAGCACCGCCCUCACCUGCGUUAACCUCUUCGUCAUGCCUUACAACUACCCGGUCCUGUUACCACUCCUAGACGACCUGUUCAAAGUGCACAAACUGAAGCCAAACCUCAAGUGGCGGCAAGCCUUUGAGAUCUACCUGAAGUCAAUGCCUCCCUACUUCCUGCUGCCUCUGAAGAAGGCGCUGAGGAUGAUGGGAGCGCCCAAUCUGAUCUCGGACAACAUGGACUGCGGCCUGAGCUACAGCGUCAUUUCCUACCUAAAGAAGCUGAGUCAGCAGGCGAAGAUGGAGUCGGACCGUCUGAUCGUGUCGGUGGGGAAGAAGCCCCCCCAGGAGACGGGGUUAAAGGUGAAGAACCACUCCAGCGGCCCGUCUCUGGCCCUCCGCUGCGACUUCAAACAGCUGCUGCAGGGCAUCACCGGGGAGACGCCCCUGCGCCUCGCCGACAUCAACCUCAAGGAGUUCGCCGGGUUCCAGAUCGCGCUGCUCAACAAGGACGUAAAGCCGCAAGCCUAUCGGAAUGCCUUCGACAUUCCCCGGCGGAACCUUCUGGAUCAGCUGACGCGCAUGCGCUCCAACCUCCUGCGUACCACACAGAAGCUCAUCCGCGGGCAGGACGAAGACUACCUGCACAGCAUCCCGGUGGGUCAGAUGGGGAACUACCAGGAGUACCUGAAGAUGAUGCCGUCCCCCCUGCGGGAGAUCGACCCGGACCAGCCCAAACGCCUGCACACCUUCGGGAACCCCUUCAAACAGGACAAGAAGGGAAUGAUGAUCGACGAAGCGGACGAGUUUGUGACGGGCCCCCAGAACAAGAAACGAGGGGGUGCGGGGGACCCGAACUCGGGGGCCACGCUGAAGAGGAGGCGGAGCAUGUCCCCGUUGCUGCGCCGGCCGCAGACUCCGCCCAUCAUCACCAACCACAUGGUGGGGAAGGGGCCCUCGGGGGCCCUGGCGCAGCUCAGCCUUAUAAAGCCCAUCCCGCUGCACAAAGGAGUGGAGGGGAACAGCGUGUCGGGGGUGGAGAGUAACGGGGAGCGGAUGCAGGCUGGAGAGGCAGCAGACGGCUGGCCCGGAGGACCGGACGAAGUUGGGACAGGGCUCCCCCUGGAGGACAGGCCUGGAUUGGCGGUGGGCGAAGGCGGGGAGGACGGGGCGGGGCUGGAGGACAGGAUGGAAGAGGACGGCCUCGAUGUGAGGCCUCUGAGCCGGCCGGGGAACUGCGAGGAGCUGAGUCCUCCCGGCCUGCAGGGGGCGAUGGACGACGCUGGCGCAGACCCGGCCGUUACCAGGAUGGUCAUCGUGCUUCCCCUGGAGGGCAACAACGCAGAGCUGCGCGCUCGGAUCAUUAAGGAGGUCCGGAAGCCAGGCCGCAAUUUUGAGGCAAUAAUAAGGCUGCUGGAGGAAGUGAAGGGACCUCUGGACGUGCAGAGAUACAUCAUCCAUCACGCCAUCAAGGAGGCAGCCAGGUUUAAGAAGCGGGUUCUGAUCCAGCAGCUGGAGCUGGCCAUGGAGGAGAUGGAGGAGAAGCAGCUGCUGUCUGCUGGUCUGAACAGCAUCCACAGCAGAUAGGGCUGGAGCAACGCUGAGGCUGAGACACGGAGCCUGAGAGGGGGAGAGACCUGGGGCUGCACACAUGGUGGAGAGGAGAGAGAUGGAGAGAGGAGAGGAGAGAGAGAGAGAG